This is a messenger RNA of Oncorhynchus keta (chum salmon), 1154 nucleotides long. RefSeq names its product proteasome activator complex subunit 3-like. Gene Ontology annotation, molecular function: endopeptidase activator activity. The record is from RefSeq and is a predicted model, not a curated record. Gene Ontology annotation, cellular component: nucleoplasm; proteasome activator complex; cytoplasm. Lineage: Eukaryota; Metazoa; Chordata; Actinopteri; Salmoniformes; Salmonidae. The transcript has 11 exons. Gene Ontology annotation, biological process: regulation of proteasomal protein catabolic process; positive regulation of endopeptidase activity; regulation of G1/S transition of mitotic cell cycle. The coding region runs from base 109 to 879 and encodes 256 amino acids.
GUCAUGUUGUCUCAUGUUGAAUACCUCAUUUUUAGACAACAAUUGUGGCUGACACGUUUAGUCCCAAAUUGAGGACAAUCGUAUUUCUGCCAUUUGUGGUUAAAGAAGAUGAAUUCACUCCUCAAGGUGGACAAUGAACUUAAUCUUAAGGUCGAUGUUUUCAGACAACGAAUUACUGGGGAGGCGGAGAACCUAGUUGCAAGUUUUUUCCCAAAUAAGUUAUUGGAACUUGACAAUUUUCUCAAGGAUCCUAUUUUAAACAUCUGUGAACUUAAAGAGAUACACUCAGAAAUCAACUUGACAAUGCCAGGCCCCAUUCUACUCUCAAACCUCCACGAUGGACUUGAAGCGCAAAGUGCCAAAAAGAGGAAAAUGGAAGAUGGUACUGGGGAGGACAAGGUGGCUGGCACCAAGGUCUUUAUCAUGCCUAGUGGGAUGAUGAAGAGCAACACCAAGCUGGUGGACUUGAUCGAGAAGGUCAAGCCAGAGAUCAGGACACUCAUAGAGAAAUGUAACACGGUAAAAAUGUGGGUUCAGUUGCUUAUCCCAAGAAUAGAAGAUGGCAACAACUUUGGGGUUUCAAUUCAGGAGGAGACCGUAGCUGAACUCCGAGCAGUGGAGGGGGAAGCAGCGUCGUACCUCGACCAGAUAUCUGGAUACUACACCACAAGAGCAAAGCUAGUGUCCAAAAUAGCAAAAUACCCACAUGUGGAGGACUACCGGCGCACAGUGACGGAGAUUGAUGAGAAGAAAUACAUCAGCCUCAAGGUCAUAGUUUCAGAGCUGAGAAAUCAAUACGUAACGCUAUACGACAUGAUCUUGAAGAACAUUGACAAGAUCAAGAAGCCUAGGAGCAGCAAUGCUGAAGUAUUGUACUGAGAUUGACUCAGCCACACUUCCCGUUCCCUUCUUCUGCCAGCUGUCAAAGUAGCGGAAGGACUAGAGCUCGACCAUCACUACCAGAUCAGUACAAUCCAGGAAACCAUGGUCCCGGUAUAUUUUCGUUUGAUUGGUAAAAUAUGGUCAUUGUUUUAAAAUCCUUAGAAGAGUAUGUUAUGAGGUCUCUCAACGAACCGUGAGCGAGCAAUGGCUCUGGGAAAAGAACGCUAUGUAUUUUUUUUAUUAAAUUAAAACAAAACCAUUUUGUCCAUGCA